UUAAAUAUUAAACUGUCAAGUCAAAAGCUUCGGUCAAAGUUGACUUCGACAAGUUCACGCGACUCUGCAUUUACCGCGAUAAUGUCUGCAGGAAAUAUUUCCCGAUUCUGGGAAUGGGGGCGGAAAAUUAUUUGCGUUGGCAGGAACUACGCGGAUCACGCCAAAGAACUGAAAAACGCAAUCCCCACGGAGCCGGUCCUGUUCUUGAAGCCGCCUUCCGCCUAUCUUAGAGAGGGGUCGCCCAUCCUGGUUCCUCUCUAUUCCAGCAACCUGCACCAUGAAGUGGAGCUCGGCGUGGUGAUCGGCAAGGCGGGCACUGCAAUCCCUCAAGCCGUCGCUAUGCAGCAUGUGGCCGGAUACGCGUUGUGCUUGGAUAUGACUGCUAGGGACGUCCAGGACGAGUGCAAGUCCAAAGGUCUGCCCUGGACCCUGGCCAAAGCCUUCAACACCUCCUGCCCCGUCAGUGAGUUCAUCCCCAAGGAGCGAAUCCCCGAGCCGGGCAAUGUCAAACUGUGGCUGAAGGUCAACGACCAGUUGAGGCAGAGUGGGUGCACCUCCCAGAUGAUCUUCUCCAUCCCGUAUCUCAUCAGCUACAUCAGCGACUUCAUCACCUUGGAAGAGGGCGACCUUAUCCUGACAGGGACCCCCAAGGGGGUUUCGGCUGUGCAAGAGCACGACGAGCUGCAGGCGGGUAUUGAUGGAGUCAUCACAAUGAACUUCAGAGUGGACAAGCAAGAAUCUACUUAAUAAAAAAAAACCUACAAACACACACAAACUGUAAGAAAUAUUCAAGUGUCAGCUCCUGUUCCACGUAUGUACCAGGCUUGAACAGCAGAUGGCAGUGUUGGCCUUUCUUUGUACAGCAAUGGACAAUCUCUAACGAGCAAAAAACUGUGGAUUUUUCAUUUGUUUAUUUUUUUCCGGUUUGAUAUUAUAAUAAGAAUGAAAGACGACAACAUUCAUCUGCCAUCCAUACAUGGAGAUUUAAUAAAUAAAAUGGUCCAAUAUUUCUCAGGAAAUGAGAGAAACAUUUACAUUUGUGCUUGUUUUUUUUUAGUCAGACUUCUUAUAUCUGCUCAUAACACUCAUGAAACAAUAUAAAAUAUCUGUAACCUCAUUGUGCCCUUUUCAU
This is a messenger RNA of Doryrhamphus excisus (bluestripe pipefish), 1132 nucleotides long. It is a transcript of the gene fahd1, whose product is annotated as fumarylacetoacetate hydrolase domain containing 1. Gene Ontology annotation, molecular function: acetylpyruvate hydrolase activity. The record is from RefSeq and is a predicted model, not a curated record. Gene Ontology annotation, cellular component: mitochondrion. Lineage: Eukaryota; Metazoa; Chordata; Actinopteri; Syngnathiformes; Syngnathidae.